AUGGGCUGCGUUGUUGGUGUCAUCAGGUGUCCAAUAUGCCGCCAAGAAUGCAGACAAAUCGACCUUGUGGACAACUACUUUGUGAAGGACACAUCAGAAGCACCGAGUAGCUCUGAUGAAAAGUCAGAACAGGUGUGUACCAGUUGUGAAGAUAAUUCUAGUGCUGUUGGUUUUUGUGUGGAGUGUGGGGAAUGGCUGUGCAAGACGUGCAUAGAAGCUCAUCAGCGAGUAAAAUUUACUAAAGAUCAUAUGAUCAGAAAGAAAGAGGAUGUCUCUUCAGAGGCCGUGGGAGCAUCCGGUCAGCGUCCUGUUUUCUGUCCUGUCCACAAACAAGAACAGUUAAAACUUUUCUGUGAAACAUGUGACAGACUGACAUGCAGAGACUGUCAGUUAUUGGAACACAAAGAACACAGGUAUCAGUUUUUGGAAGAAGCAUUUCAGAAUCAGAAAGGUGCAAUUGAGAAUCUGCUAGCCAAACUUCUUGAAAAGAAGAAUUAUGUUAAUUUUGCAGCUACUCAAGUCCAGAAUAGGAUAAAAGAAGUAAAUGAAACUAAUAAACGAGUAGAACAAGAAAUCAAAGUGGCCAUUUUCACCCUCAUCAAUGAGAUCAAUAAAAAGGGAAAAUCUCUCUUACAGCAGCUUGAGAAUGUGACGAAGGAGAGACAGAUGAAGUUAAUACAACAGCAGAAUGACAUAACUGGUCUUUCACGGCAGGUGAAGCAUGUGAUGAACUUUACUAAUUGGGCCAUUGCAAGUGGCAGUAGCACUGCACUACUCUACAGCAAGCGGCUGAUUACAUUCCAGUUGCGCCAUAUUUUAAAGGCACGUUGUGAUCCUGUCCCGGCUGCCAACGGAGCAAUACGCUUCCAUUGUGACCCCACGUUCUGGGCAAAGAACGUUGUCAAUUUAGGUAAUCUUGUUAUUGAAAAUAAACCAUCCCCUGGUUACACUCCAAAUGUGGUCGUUGGACAGGCUCCUCCAGGAACAAAUCACAUCAACAAAGCCCCAGGACAAAUUAAUCUAGCACAGCUCCGGCUUCAGCAUAUGCAGCAGCAGGUGUAUGCACAAAAACAUCAGCAGUUGCAACAAAUGAGAAUGGGACAACCAGCUGGCCCAGUCCCUAGGCAGACAGGCCCGCAAAUGUUACAGCAACAGCCUCCCAGGUUGAUCAGCAUGCAGACCAUGCAGAGGGGGAACAUGAACUGCGGGGCUUUCCAGGCGCACCAGAUGAGAAUGGCUCAGAACGCUGCACGCAUACCGGGAAUACCGCGCCACAAUGGACCACAGUACUCCAUGAUGCAGCCUCACCUUCAAAGACAACAUUCUAAUCCAGGGCAUGCAGGACCUUUUCCAGUUGUUUCAGUGCACAACAACACUAUCAAUCCCACCAGUCCUACAACAGCUACAAUGGCAAAUGCAAACCGUGGUCCAACAAGUCCAUCUGUUACAGCAAUAGAACUCAUUCCUUCAGUGACAAAUCCAGAGAAUCUCCCUUCCCUGCCAGAUAUCCCACCCAUUCAGCUGGAAGACGCUGGAUCAAGUAGCUUGGAUAACCUACUCAGCAGGUACAUCUCAGGCAGUCACCUACCCCCUCAGCCAACGAGCACCAUGAACCCUUCCCCGGGGCCCUCAGCCCUGUCUCCAGGAUCAUCAGGUUUAUCAAAUUCCCACACCCCAGUGAGGCCGCCUAGCACCUCUAGCACGGGCAGCAGGGGGAGCUGUGGUUCAUCAGGCAGAACUGCUGAGAAGACGGGCAUUACUUUCAAGUCUGACCAAGUGAAAGUCAAGCAGGAGCCUGGGACGGAGGAAGAGAUAUGUAGUUUCUCAGGAGCAGUGAAGCAAGAAAAAACAGAGGAUGGCAGAAGGAGCGCAUGCAUGCUUAGCAGUCCCGAGAGCAGCUUGACACCACCUCUGUCUGCGAACUUGCAUCUGGAAAGCGAGUUGGAAUCUUUGGGGAGUCUUGAAAACCAUGUAAAAGCUGAACCAGCAGAUUUAAGUGAAAGCUGCAAGCAAUCUGGGCAUAGUCUGGUAAAUGGGAAAUCCCCAGUAAGAAGUCUAAUGCAUCGGUCAGCACGAGUGGGAGAAGGCAACAACAAGGAGGAUGAUCCAAAUGAAGAUUGGUGUGCCGUAUGCCAAAAUGGAGGGGAUCUCUUAUGUUGUGAAAAGUGCCCAAAGGUGUUUCACCUCACUUGUCACGUACCGACACUUCUCAGCUUCCCCAGUGGGGAGUGGAUAUGUACGUUCUGCAGAGAUCUGAGCAAACCUGAAGUAGAAUAUGAUUGUGACAAUUUGCAACAUAGUAAGAAGGGGAAAACAGCACAAGGCUUAAGUCCGGUGGACCAAAGGAAAUGUGAACGUCUCCUGCUUUACUUAUAUUGCCAUGAGCUGAGCAUUGAAUUCCAAGAGCCAGUCCCCGCCUCGAUACCAAACUACUAUAAAAUUAUAAAGAAACCAAUGGAUUUAUCAACGGUGAAAAAGAAGCUGCAGAAAAAACAUUCCCAACACUACCAAACUCCUGAGGAUUUUGUGGCAGAUGUCCGGCUGAUCUUCAAGAACUGUGAAAGGUUUAACGAAAUGAUGAAAGUUGUUCAAGUUUAUGCAGAAACACAAGAGAUUAAUUUGAAGGCUGAUUCAGAAGUAGCGCAGGCAGGGAAGGCAGUUGCGUUGUACUUUGAAGAUAAACUUACAGAGAUCUACCCAGACAGGACCUUCCAACCUUUGCCUGAGUUUGAACAGGAAGAGGACGAUGGUGAAAUAACGGAGGACUCCGACGAAGAUUUUAUACAGCCACGUAGAAAACGUCUAAAAUCAGAUGAGAGACCAGUGCAUAUAAAGCUGACAGAUGUGUGCAAGAAAGGGUACUAAAAAGAACCGUACACGUCUGACUUGUUGCGGCAUUCCCUGGAGAGGGUGACCUAAAUUUCAAAGAAAGCGAAAGAAGAAAAGAAAAUGCAUGUCUGCUAGUGGCCUGCGAACGCAGGGAUUUCUCAAGUUCAAGACACCACGAAACAUGUACAUAAACCUAUAACGAUUUGUGCAAUUGAAAGCCUGUUUUAAUUUUCUAUGUAAACCUACUCAUGGAAGGGUUAAAUUCACAGCAGUUUUGGAUUCUUUCUUGCUUCCAGUAACUAAACUGGUACUUUUUUGCACAUAGUUAACUUUGCUCAUCCUUCAAUAUGAUUCUUCAAAAAGUGCUGUUUCUGUGGUAUUGUAUUACCUGAAUAAUCAUAUUUAACUUUUUUUAACAAGGUUACAGUUUCUAAUUGUUCCGUUCCUGUGUUUUUUGCUGGUGUGUAAUAAAGGCAAGAUUUUUUUUUUUUCUUUUCUUGGUUAUUUAAUACAUUAGCUGCCUGUAAAUAUUUCUUGUUAAAUGCUCUGGAAUGUGGUGUAGAAGUUGUAUUAGAUCAGUUUAAAGCAUUGUUUGAAAACCACUUUGUUUUGGUUAUUUCUAUUAAAUUAGAAAAAA
Molecule: messenger RNA, 3466 nt
Organism: Alligator sinensis (Chinese alligator)
Lineage: Eukaryota; Metazoa; Chordata; Crocodylia; Alligatoridae
Gene: TRIM33
Product: tripartite motif containing 33
Exons: 21
Coding region: 1-2865 (954 amino acids)
Molecular function (GO): protein binding; zinc ion binding
Source: RefSeq, a predicted model, not a curated record